Eleginops maclovinus (Patagonian blennie) is the source of this 11708-nucleotide messenger RNA. RefSeq names its product WD repeat and FYVE domain containing 3 (gene wdfy3). Gene Ontology annotation, biological process: aggrephagy. Bases 1 to 8736 code for a protein of 2911 amino acids. Gene Ontology annotation, molecular function: protein binding; metal ion binding. The record is from RefSeq and is a predicted model, not a curated record. NCBI's taxonomy places the organism in Eukaryota, Metazoa, Chordata, Actinopteri, Perciformes, Eleginopidae. The transcript has 57 exons.
AUGUUACAGAAGAGGCACAAAUUACAACUAAUCUCGUCUUCUCUUCUUCAGGCGUUGUUGGCUGUAUUACGAGAGAGCCACCGCACCCGGACGGUGUUCCGCAAGGUGGGCGGUUUCGUCUAUGUCACCUCUCUGCUGGUGGCGAUGGAACGCUCCCUGUGCCAGCCGCCGCGCCAUGGCUGGGAGCGCGUCAACCAGAACCAAGUUUUCGAGCUCCUGCACACCGUCGUCAGCACGCUCACGGCUGCCAUGCGCUACGAGCCCGCCAACUCACACUUCUUCCGCACGGAGAUCCAGUACGAGAAGCUGGCCGAUGCUGUGAGGCUGCUGGGCUGCUUCUCGGACACUAAGAAGCUGGGUCCCACAAGCGUGUUCCCCUCCAACGCUCAGCCUUUCCAGAGGCUGCUGGAGGACGAGGCGGCGCCCGGAGGCUGUGCGGGGGACAGCGUCUGUCCCACACUCAAACACUGCAGCAAGCUCUUCAUUUACCUGUACAAGAUGGCCACCGACUCUUUUGACAGUCGUGCGGAGCAGGUGCCUCCCUGCCUGACUCAUGAGACCUCGCUGCCCUCGCCGUGGGGCACGCCAGCACUCGCCAGGAAGAGACAAGGUUACUACGGUACGUCGGGCCCUCCCGCUCCUGUCAAAGCCCUCACAGACCUGAAGCUCCACCUUGCCAACGCCUCCCACCCCGCUUCCUCUUCCUCCUCGUCCGACAUGGUGGUCAUCCACCCGGGCGCCGUGCUGGCCAUCCUGGACCUGCUGCCCUCCGUCUGCUCAGACAGCCAGCCGGAGCAUGCCCUGGACUUGCAGCUGGCGGUGGCCAACAUCCUGCAGCUCCUGGUUAACACUGAGAGGAACCAGCAGGUUCUGUGUGAGGCGAGCCUCCACCAGCGGCUGCUGCAGCGCUGCAGCCAGGCCCUGGGCGACGAGGACCAUCCCCUGCACCCCCCACUUCAGAGGAUGUUUGAGAGACUGGCGUCACAGGCCCUGCAGCCGAUGGCACUCAGGGAGUUCUUGCGCCUUGGGAACCCUCUGAACUGCGGCGCCUGGGACAAGAAGCUGCUGAAGCAGUACCGGGUUCACAAACCAAGCUCUCUCAGCUACGACGCCGAGAUGAGAAACAGUAUGACCAUGUCCAUGGAGGGCUUCGGUCCAGACAGUGUCUUCGCCACGCCGGCGGAGGACAACGGCCAGUAUCGCAUCAGCCGCAGCCUGGUUCGCUCCGCCGAGGGCAGCACCGUACCACUGACCCGAGUCAAGUGCCUGGUGUCCAUGACAACGCCCCAUGACAUACGUCUACACGGAUCGGCUGUCACGCCUGCAUUCGUGGAGUUUGACACCUCGCUGGAGGGCUUCGGGUGCCUGUUUCUGCCCAGCCUAGCGCCCCACAACGCCCCCACCAACAACACCAAUGCCUCAGGUGUCAGCGACGGAGCAGUGCUGAGCGGCAUGGGUACAGGGGAGCGCUUGUUUCCUCCUCCGUCAGGCCUCAGCUACUCCACCUGGUUCUGCGUGGAGCGUUUCAGCGCCGCUCCUCAGGCCCACCCGGUGCGCCUGCUGACCGUGGUGCGCCGGGCCACGUCCUCAGAGCAGCACUACGUGUGUCUGGCGGUGGUUCUGUCCACAAAGGACCGCUCGCUCACCGUCUCCACCAAGGAGGAGCUGCUGCAGACAUACUCGGACGAGUCGAGUGAAGAAGCCUCCUUCUACGAGAUCCUGCCCUGCUGUGCCCGUUUCCGCUGCGGAGAGCUGAUUGCCGAGGGUCAGUGGCACCACCUGGUGCUGGUCAUGAGCAAAGGCAUGCUGAAGAACAGCAUGGCCACGCUGUACAUCGACGGACAGCUCAUCAGCACGGUCAAGCUGCACUAUGUCCACAGUGCUCCAGGCGGCUCUGGCUCUACUAACCCCCCUGUACUGAGCACUGUGUACGGGUACGUGGGGACGCCGCCCGCUCAGCGACAGCUCUCCAGCCUGGUGUGGCGUCUGGGGCCCAGCCAUUUCCUGGAGGAGGUCCUGCCGGCCACCAGCGUAGCCGCCAUCUAUGAACUGGGACCCAUCUACGUGGGCAGCUUCCAGGCCGUCUACCUGCCCUGUAAAGACUCGAAGACGGAGGUAGCCCCCGCCUCCCCGGUGGCGUUGGUACCAGAGGAGAAGGUGUCCUUCAGCCUGUACGCGCUCUCGGUCUCCACUCUCACCGUGGCCAAAAUCAGGAAAGUCUACAACAAGCUGGACAGCAAGGCCAUCGCCAAACAGCUCACUGUGUCCUCUCAUGAAAACGCCACUCCUGUGAAAUUGAUUCAUAACGCCGCUGGGCAUCUCAACGGACCAGCACGUACCAUCGGAGCCGCCGUCAUUGGAUACUUGGGUGUCCGUGCCUUCGUCGCCAAACCCGUGGCCACCAACCUGCAGUAUGUUGGUGGGGCGGCUGCCAUCUUGGGCCUGGUUGCCAUGGCGUCAGAUGUGGAAGGGCUGUAUGCGGCUGUCAAAGCUUUGGUGUGUGUUGUAAAGAGCAACCCCCUGGCCAGCAAGGAGAUGGAGCGCAUCAAAGGAUACCAGCUGCUGGCUAUGCUGCUGAAGAAGAAGCGCUCACUGCUCAACAGCCACAUCCUCCACCUCACCUUCUCUCUGGUGGGAACUGUCGACAGCGGCCACGAGACCUCCAUCAUUCCUAACUCCACCGCUUUCCAGGAUCUGCUCUGUGACUUCGAGGUGUGGCUCCACGCUCCCUACGAGCUCCAUCUCUCUCUGUUUGAGCAUUUUAUCGAACUGCUGACAGAAUCCAGCGAGGCAGCUAAGAAUGCCAAACUGCUCAGGGAGUUCCAGCUGGUCCCCAGGCUGCUGCUGACCCUGAGGGACGCCUCCCUGUCCCAGCCCACUGUAGCCGCCAUCAGCAACGUGCUCAGUCUGCUGCUGCAGGGCUUCCCCAACCAGUACGAUCUGCUGAGGUUUGGCCAGUUCAUCUCUUCUACUCUUCCCACAUUUGCUGUGUGUGAGAAGUUUGUCGUCAUGGAGAUCAAUAACGAUGAAAAGAUAGACGGAGGUAAUGAGGAUGAUUUUGGUGGUCUCCUGUCGGCCAACCUUAUUCUGCUGAGAAACCGACUGCUGGACAACCUGCUCAGACUGCUCUUCACCACCAAGGAGAAGUGCACCGUCAACGCCCAAGCUUGUGAGGAGCUGGUGCGGACGCUCGGCUUUGAUUGGCUCCUGAUGUUCAUGGAAGAACACCUUCACUCGAGCACGGUCACGGCGGCUCUGUGGAUCCUGGUGGUGCUGCUCUCCAACCAGUCCAUCCUCAACCGCUUCAAAGAGGGCCUGUGUGGGGGCGGCUGGCUCGACCACACCGACAUCGUCCUGACCAAUAAGAUCGGCACAGUGCUCGGCUUCAACGUGGGCCGCAGUGCCGGUGGGCGCUCCACGGUGCGAGAGAUCAACCGUGACGCGUGCCACUUCCCCGGCUUGCCCGUGCUGCAGACCCUGCUGCCCAAACACACCAACGUGCCGGAGCUCUACUUCCUUCUCAUGGCGCUGUUCCUGCAGCAGCCCGUCACCGAGCUGCCGGACAGCCUGCAGGUACAUUUUGACCUGGACUCCCUCUGGACGUUCAUUUUUGGCAUACCGGCCUCCAGUGGGACAGUGGUGGGCUCCAUCCACAACGUGUACACCGAGGCCGCCUUCCUGCUGCUGGCCAUGCUGCGCAGCAUGCUCAACCUGCCUUGGCAGUCAGAGGAGGAAGGCUCCUGGCUGCGGGAGUACCCGGUCACUCUCAUGCAGUUCUUCAGGUAUCUUUACCACAACGUGGCCGACCUGGCGUCAAUGUGGCACAGUGCCGAGUUCCUCUGUGCCCUGGCAGCCACCGUCUUCCCUUUCAACAUCAGACCUUACUCCGAGAUGGUCACUGAUCUGGACGACGAGGCGGGGUCUCCCACUGAGGAGUUCAAGGCCUUUGCCGGGGACUCCGGUAUGAACCGCAGCCAGUCUGAAUACUGUAACGUGGGCUCCAAAACGUCCCUUACCAACCACCCUGCCAAAAAGUAUGUCUUCGACUUCAUGAGGGUCCUGAUCAUGGACAACCUCUGCAUGACCCCGGCCAGCAAGCAGACGCCCAUCAUCGACCUGCUGCUGGAGGCCUCUCCUGAGCGCUCUACCAGAACUCAGCAGAAGGAGUUUCAGUCCAACAUCCUGGACGGCGUCAUGGAGCAUCUUCUGGCUGCUGAUGUGCUGCUAGGUGAAGAUGCCUCACUGCCCCUCAGCAGCGGGGGCAGCUAUCAGAUCCUGGUAAACAACGUCUUCUACUUCACCCAGCGAGUGGUGGACAAACUGUGGCAGGGCAUGUUCAACAAGGACUCCAAGCUGGUGGUGGACUUCAUCGUGCAGCUCAUAGGACAGUCCAAGCGGCGUUCCCAGGGUCUGUCCCUCGACACCAUCUACCACUGUCUGAACCGGACGGUGCUGUACCAGCUCUGUCGACCCCACAAGACGGUGGCUCAGCAGGUGGCCCUGCUGGACGCCCUGAGGGUCUUAACAGUCAACCGCAACCUGGUGCUGGGGCCGGGCAACCACGACCAGGACUUUGUGGCCUGUCUGGCUCACUGCUUCAUCUGCCUUCACAGUGGAAGCAGCGUGGAGGGCUUCGGUCUGGAGGCGGAGGCCAGGAUGACAACUUGGCACGUCAUGAUGCCCACGGAGAACGAGACCGACUCUACGCACAGCCAAGACGUCAGCGAGGGCCGGCAGCUGCUGCUGAAGGCGGUGAACAGGGUGUGGACGGAGCUGAUGCACAGUAAGCGGCAGAUGCUUGAGGACAUAUUCAAAGUUUCUCUUCCCUGCAACGACAGAGGACACGUGGACAUCGCCACGGCCAGGCCCGCCCUGGAGGAGCCGGCCCUGAAGAGCUGGCAGAACCACCUGGUCCAUGAGAAGAAGUGUAUCAGUCGCGGCGAGGCAGCGGCGCCGGUGACCCAGUCCAAACUGUCCCGAGUCAGCAGCAACUUCGGCCUCUCCAAGCUGACAGGCGUCCGGCGCAACAAGAGGGAGAACAGCCUGAACAAGAACAGCCUGUCUGCACAGGAGACGUUCCAGUGGAUGUUCACACACAUUGCUGUUGUUCGAGACCUGGUGGCCAUGCAGUACAAAGAAUAUCAAGAGCGGCAGCAGAACGCUCUGAAGUACGUGACAGAGGAGUGGGCGUCCAUCGAAUACGAGCUGCUGCGUGAGAGAGGUCUCUGGGGCCCUCCCAUCGGCUCCAUCCUGGACAAGUUUGUGCUGGAGAUGACGGAGGGGCCCUGCCGGAUGAGGAAGAAGAUGGUCCGCAACGACAUGUUCUAUAUCCACUACCCAUACAUCCCAGAGAUGGAGCCAAACACCAACUCAGCACAGAAGCCUCAACGUUACCGGCGGGCCAUCAGCUACGACAGUAAGGAGUACUACGUGCGUUUGCUGUCUGGAAACCCCGGCAUGUACCAGCACUCUGUGGAGCACACCACAGAAGGAGAGACGACACAGCAUGAGCCCGAGCACGGAGAGGACACCAUCGCAAGAGUCAAAGGCCUGGUGAAGGCUCCUCUGAAGAGGUCCCGGUCCACAGCGGACGGGGCCGACGAGGACAGUCAGGACCAGCUUCAGGAGCAGCUGCUGGAGUCAGGAGGCCCCGAGGAAGAGCAGAGGACCGACAACACGUCCCUGCUGCGCCUCCUGGAGGAGGGAGAGAAGAUUCAGCAUAUGUACCGCUGUGCCAGGGUGCAGGGUCUGGACACCAGCGAGGGUCUGCUGCUGUUUGGGAAAGAGCACUUCUACGUCAUCGACGGAUACACCAUGACUGUUUCCAGGGAGAUCAGGGACAUCGACACGCUGCCCGCCAAUUUGCACGAGGCCAUCAUCCCCAGAGGAGCGAGGCAAGGACAGAGCCUGCUGAAGAGGACCUGCAGCAUAUUCGCCUAUGAGGACAUCAAGGAAGUGCACAAGAGACGCUACCUGCUGCAGCCCAUGGCAGUGGAGGUCUUCUCUGCAGAUGGGAGAAACUACCUGUUAGCCUUCCAGAAAGGAGUCCGCAACAAAGUUUACCAAAGGUUCUUGGCGGUGGUGCCUUCACUGGCUGACAGCUCAGAGUCGGUUUCAGGACAGAGGCCCAACACCAGCGUGGAGCAAGGAUCUGGGCUCCUCAGCACGCUAGUGGGAGAGAAGUCAGUGACUCAGAGAUGGGAGAGAGGAGAGAUCAGUAACUUCCAGUACCUGAUGCAUCUGAACACGUUGGCAGGACGAUCCUACAACGACCUCAUGCAGUACCCCGUGUUCCCCUGGAUCCUGGCCGACUUCGACUCAGAGGAACUGGACCUAAACAACCCAAAGACGUUCCGUAACCUCGCCAAGCCGAUGGGUGCUCAGACCGACGACAGACUGACGCAGUACAAGAAGCGGUACAAGGACUGGGAAGACCCCAACGGUGAAACCCCAGCAUACCACUACGGCACGCACUACUCCUCAGCCAUGAUCGUAGCCUCCUAUCUGGUCAGGAUGGAGCCCUUCACUCAGACUUUCCUCAGACUUCAGGGAGGACAUUUUGACCUGGCUGACAGGAUGUUCCACAGUGUACGUGAAGCCUGGCUCUCUGCCUCCAAACACAACAUGGCCGACGUCAAGGAGCUCAUCCCCGAGUUCUUUUAUCUGCCCGAGUUCAUGCUGAACGCCAACAACUUUGACCUGGGUGCCAAGCAGAAUGGCACCAAGCUGGGUGACGUCAUCCUGCCGCCUUGGGCCAAGGGAGACCCACGGGAGUUCAUCCGAGUCCACAGAGAUGCUUUGGAGUGUGACUAUGUAUCGGCCCACCUCCAUGAAUGGAUCGACCUGAUCUUCGGAUACAAGCAGCAGGGCCCGCCAGCCGUUGAGGCGGUCAAUGUCUUCCACCACCUGUUCUACGAGGGUCAGGUGGAUAUCUACAACAUCAACGACCCGCUCAAAGAGACCGCCACCAUCGGCUUCAUCAACAACUUCGGACAAAUCCCCAAACAGCUGUUCAAGAAGCCUCAUCCUCCUAAACGGGUCCGCAGCAAAGCCAAUGGUGAUGUGUUGAGCGUUCCUCCAAGCUCCAACGGCGACAAGAUCUUCUUCCAUCAUCUGGACAAUCUCAGACCUUCUCUAGCCCCAGUCAAGGAGCUGAAAGAGCCUGUGGGACAGAUCGUGUGCACGGACAAAGGGAUACUUGCUGUGGAGCAAAACAAAGUUCUGGUUCCACCCACCUGGAGCAAGACCUUCGCCUGGGGCUACGCCGACCUCAGCUGCAGACUUGCUAACUAUGAAUCCGACAAGGCGUUGGUGGUGUACGAGUGUCUGUCGGAGUGGGGUCAGAUCCUGUGUGCCAUAUGUCCAAACCUGAAGCUGGUCAUCACCGGGGGCACCAGCACCGCCAUCUGUGUGUGGGAGACAGGAUCCUCCAAGGAGAGGGCCAAGUCCCUUACUCUCAAACAGGCAUUGCUGGGCCACACGGACGCUGUUACGUGUCUGACGGCGUCCUCGGCGUACCACAUCAUUGUCAGCGGCUCCCGGGAUCGAACCUGCAUCAUCUGGGACCUCAACAAGCUUUCCUUCGUCACGCAGCUCAGGGGACACCGGGCGCCUGUCUCUGCUCUGUGUAUCAAUGAACUGACGGGGGAUAUUGUGUCGUGUGCAGGAACGCACAUUCACGUGUGGAGCAUCAACGGCAGCCCCAUCGCCAGCGCCAACACCUUCACGGGGCGCAGCCAGCAGAUCCUGUGCUGCUGCGUGUCCGAGAUGAACGAUUGGGACACGCAGAAUGUCAUCGUCACCGGACACUCGGACGGCGUUGUCAGGUUUUGGAGAAUGGAGUUCCUCCAGGUCCCAGAAACGCCUGCUCCACAGCCAGUAGAGCCAGAUGUGCCCGACUGCUGUGCUGAGGAGAAGAUUGAAGGGGGCGUUAGUCACAACGGCGAGGAGGACAGCAGCGAGUCGGAUGGAGACGAGCCGAGCCUGAGCCAGGAGCCCAAAGCACCACGCAACCCCUCAGCAGGAGGCAGCCAACCAGGCAGCGCUGUGCACAGACCCAGAGGUCCUCCAGCCCGCCCCGGAGCGUCGUGGUCGAUGGACAGCGGCUCUGACGACUCUCACCGCUGGUCCGACAGCCUCAGCAUCGACGAGAAGGAUGGCUUUGUGUUUGUCAACUACUCGGAGGGCCAAACUAGAGUCCCCCAUCCUCAUCCUCACCCACACCCUCACCCUGGCCAGAGCUCAGUGCCGCAGCCUCUGCAGCCCUCCUCCAUGGAUGCAAGGAUGUACAACCAGCUCAGGACCGGCUACAGAUGGGAGCGCCAGCUUGUGUUCCGGAGCAAACUCACCAUGCACACGGCAUUUGAUCGCAAGGACAACGCCCAGCCAGCCGAGAUAACAUCCCUCUCAAUCUCCAAGGAUCACAGUAAAAUCCUGGUUGGCGACGGGCGCGGCCGGGUCUUCAGCUGGUCUGUGAGUGAGCAGCCGGGCCGCUCGGCAGCCGACCACUGGGUGAAGGACGAGGUGGUGGACAGCUGCUCCGGCUGCACCGUGCGCUUCUCCCUCACCGAGCGACGCCACCACUGCAGGAACUGCGGGCAGCUCUUCUGUCAGAAGUGCAGUCGCUUCCAGUCAGAGAUCAAGAGGCUGAAGAUCUCGUCUCCGGUGCGAGUGUGUCAGAACUGUUACUACAACCUUCAGCAUGAGCGAAGCGCCGAGGACGGCUGCAGAAACUGAGCUCCACCUCCACCCCCAGGAAACACCUCUUCCUCCUCCCAUAUAUCCCCGAAACGCUCUCCCUCCAAACCCAUGCACCCUCUUUCCUCUCGUACGUCCAGUAACACGUGCACAGUAACGCACUGACAGAAACAGGAGCGAAUGUCCACUGUCUCUGCGUAAGGUGUGGGAAAAAAACAUCUGAUCAAAGGAAAAAUGAAAAAAAAAUCACCACCCUGACGACCUACACUCACCUGGAGGAAGAGAAAAAGAAUAGCAAAAACAGCUUUGAUGCAGCCUGCUUCAAACAAUCACCCGCCUUUUUUUGCUUUGAUCAAGAACCCGUUCCUCUUUCACCGCGAGACAUAACAAACUUGUUUAUAUUGUAAAUAAUAACCAUGGCCUUUUUAACUCUAAGAAGAGCAAACAGAACAAAAAAUAAGGUCAAUGAGUUAAAAGAAAUUGCCUGUAAGAUAGCGUUGUGACUAACCACUCCUGGCUUUAAAAAAUAAAAAUAACUAAAUCGAUUGUGUGUAGUCACGGCGAUGCCAGAGGAAAGGAUAUGAAUGUCAAUAAUGAAUUUCCGUGCGUUGACUUUACUAGUGGGACUAGGUAUGCAACAUUUUUUAUUUCAAUUUUUGUUGUUGUUUACAAAAUGUAUUUUAAUGUGUUGCCCACAGUGUCAAGCCAUCACCAUCACAGACAGAUUUCAUAUCCUUUUUGUUGCCAAUUUAUUUUCAAUUAUGAUGAUUUUUUUUAUUAUCAUCUAUUCUGUCGUUUAUAUAAAUUCCCAUGUGGAGAAUUUUGGAUUAUUGCUGCUGUCUGAAGACUGGACACGUUAUCAUUUCAGAUUUUAUUUUAAAACCAUAUCACUGCGUUUAAAGUUUUUUUUCUUCUGUUUUCCAAUUUUUAUGUAGUUCUAUGACGUUACUUAUCCAUCUCGCAUUUUCCCUGUAGCCUUAUUUAGUUACUGUACCGCGUCAAAGGGGUGUUCUUGAUUGCACAUGAAAAAGGGAUUUAUUUUUUGUGUUUUUGCUGUUAUUUUCAUGUUGGCAUUAUUACAGUAAACGUGGCACUCCACACACUUUAUUCUCAGUCCUUGUUCGAAGUUGUUAAAUUGCAUUAGCAGCAGCCGAGCACCUUUCAAUGAGCUUGUUCCGUACAAACCGAAAUUGUUAUAUACUUUGGAGGAAAUGUACAAAAUGAUUUUAACAAGUAUGAAAUUCUCUCAAACAUCCCAGGCCAGAAAUAGUUAUUUUGUCUGAAAAGUCAAAGUGCUUUAUCAAUCAUGUAUCCCGAUUUGGUUUCAUUAUAAACGUAAUUUAUCAAUCACUUACUGUAUGUACUUUAAUUUCAUUUGAAAAAAAGCCAAGAGGAGUUCAUGAUGUACAAGGACACUGCUAAACAAUUUACAAGAUGUUUUUUACGCACAUUUAUGACAUCUUGAUCUCGUAGAAUAUUUGAGUUUUUUUCUCGUCGAUUUUUGUCUUUUUUUUUGUAAAUGUAGUACUCUGGUCUAAGACAACAUUCGUGAACAAAUCUGAUCCCGUUAACUCAUAUUGUAAGGGAAAAAGAACAGAACAAAUAUAAAACCUUUUUUGUUUUUUCAAUAUUCUGUUGCCGUUCAUUUUCGUUUGCACAAAAAUGUAUUUUUGUUGACCUUGAUUCUACAACAAGGACUCGCCAAAGUGAGAUAUUUUCAAAGUUCAAAUUCAAGCAUAUUGGCAGUCGAUGUUAAACAAGAUGCAGAACAACAGGAAAGACGUGUGUAAAUUCAACAGUAAAAUAUUCCAUAAAUAAAAAAUGUUUGGGAAAGAUUGACACCCAUACAAGGUCACCGUCUUGACAAGUAAAUGUCAAAAGCUUUUCUGAUGUUUAAUAUGACUUUUAAUUACAUAAACUUAAACAGAAAACUUCCUUUUUGUGUCAUGUAUCACCAUAAAACACACAUUUGACUGCUUGGUGGCUGCUGCUGCUGGGUUUGACAGUUGGACCUUUAGAAAGUGUUUUUGUUUUUUAUGUUAAGUAUUCAUGUUGUUUCUCCUCUCCAUGUUUUUUUCGUAGUUCUGUGGGCAACAAUUGUGCAUUCAACUGCUGCUUUCUUUGCGAUUCCUUUUUGUUUCCCACACAGAAUCUCAAACAUGUCAAAAGAAAAGAAAAGAAAACACUUUAAUAUUCACCACCACAGCUCCCUGUUGUUCUAAUAAGCAUAUGCACUCUUGUUAUUGGCCUUGUAUCAUUCUGCAUUGACGUACUGUUAUUUAGCGUGCAAUCAUGCCACCUAGCUGAAAGAGCCCAGUCGGCUUGAAUCAAUCAAGAGUCCCUUUGCACCUUCACUUGUACAAAAAAGUCAAGAGGAAUCACAGGUUUUUAUUAAAUGCAGUUUUACGUUGUUAUUUUAAGAGAAAGGUGAAUUUCACAGUGGAUUAAAUGAACUGUACAAAGUAUUUAUGCAAUUAUAACUGGUUUUAGAUUUUUUUUUUAUGAUUAUUGCGAUUUCAGCAAGUUUUGUUACUUGUUGCAUGUCUAUUAACACAGCUGACUUUCUGUGUCAGUGCAUUGUAAAUGUUCUCGGCAUUAUCAUUUUGUUGGUUUUUAUUCUUUUAUGGGAUUUUUUUGGAGGCAUUGUCUGAUGAGUUGUGUACAGAGCCAGAGAUCGUGUUCCCAACUCUGGAUGUACUUUUGUACUCUUUAUGGAAAAAAAUUAAGGACUAAUGAGAGAAGAAGAAGAAAGGAAAAAAAAAAGAGGAAGUCUUGGACUCUUUUGGUGGUCCUGUAUUAGACUGCAUUACUACAGUAUCUGGUGUGCAAUCUGUGGUAGCUGAAUGUUCCUUGUAUAUUUGUGUUCACUUCAUCCUACAGGACAAAAAUCAGUAGAGUAACCCCCCCCCCCCCUCUCCUUACAGAAACAAAAUGUUACAAUAAUGCAAUAGAUCUGGUACUUAUUCUGUUAAUUUCAUUUCAAUAAAUAAUUGCUGUUUACCACCAAUCAA